UAGUCAUGCAUCAAGCACCGUCACUGAUACUCGUCUCCAUAACAACUUUGCGGAAAACGACAUGAUCUACCUCUACAAUGCCAUCCUGACAAUAACCAGUCUAACUUGACAUUGACUCAGAAACCAUCGUGUGUUUUCCACUAUGAUCGAAUAUAUAUUUCUCGUCUUUAUAUCAAUCCUCAUAAUAGCCACUUCGCUAGUGUUGACGCGGAUUUACUUAAAAUGCACAAUCAAACGAUGCACUUCGAAGGUGUCCAUGAAAGGAAAAGUGAUCAUAAUAACCGGAUCGAAUACUGGAAUAGGAUACCAUGCUGCUGUAGACUUAGCCAGAAGAGGAGGAAGGAUCAUACUUGCUUGCAGGAAUAUAGAAAGAGGUAAGGCGGCGAAAGACAGAAUUACAACUGAAACAGGAAAUAAAAAUGUUAUUUUCAAGCAUUUGAAUUUGUCAUCUUUGAAGUCUGUUAGAGAAUUCGCUGAAGAUAUUAAGAAUACUGAGAGUAGACUGGAUGUGUUAAUAAACAAUGCUGGAGUGCACGGGUUUGGAGACCGGUACACGCAAGAUGGAAUCGUGGAAGGUAUGCAGAUCAACUACUUCGCUCCAUUCUUGUUGAGCUUGCUUCUCGUUCCCAUGCUGAAGGCAUCCAAGGGAAGAAUAGUUAAUGUGAGUUCUUUAUGCCACUAUAGAGGAGAAGUCAACCUUGAUAAAAUUAAUAAAGCCGGUGCUUAUGAUGACACAGCAACAUACGCUAAUAGCAAACUAUGCACCUUAAUCUUUACUAAAGUAUUAGCACAAGAAGUUAGCGGUGAAGUCACGGUCAACUCCAUGCAUCCAGGUGUCAUUUUGACGAACAUUGUUCCGGAUGGGGCACAACAGAGAACGAUAUUCAAAUAUUGGUGCUGGUUAUGCUGCAGGACUGCGGAGGAGGGUGCUCAGACUAUAAUAUACCUAGCAGUGGCAGAUGAAGUGAAAACAAUUUCUGGGAAAUAUUUCGUGGACUGCAAUGAACGAUUCGUGUUGUGGAAAGCUAAUGACAAGAAGCUCGCAAAGGAACUGUGGUGCUUUUCUGAAGAAUUGGUUAAGCUAAAUUAGUGAUAUUAAGUAUGGUGGAACUAUUUUAUAGGUUUAUUGCCUAACGUUAUGAUUAGAAUAGUAGCGCUGACGCUGUCGUUCGUGGUGUGCUGGCUGCCGUUCUUCUCGCUCCGGGUUCUGUUCUUCGUGUGCAACAUCCGACAACUCAUGCGACUGCCUCAGUGGGUUGGAGCGGUGUACAAAGUUGUAUCCUUCAACUCGUGGUUUGGCGUGGUGCUGAACCCAGUGCUUUUCAGUCUUAAAUCCACUAAGUUCCGGAAGGCACUUAAGGCAUUAUGGGCAGCCAAGUUCAAGAAAAAACAUCAACAACUACCAAAAUCCACUACAGUUAUAUCUGCAGGAUAUUGAAUCUCAUACAUUGUAUGCUUUACAAACCCAAUCUUUGUUUUACAAUAUUGUUGGAACAUACACAGUGCAAUGGGGCUCAAUAUGUGCAUUGUGACGUCAGCGCUUAGUGUAAGAGUGUCGUAAUCAAAUAUUAGCCCGUUGGUAGUGUUUGCUUAUAUUGUUUUGCUAGGCGUUAUCAGUGUUAUGUAGUGUAAAACGUAGGAAACAUACUUUUUUAUAAUCAUAAUUAUCUUUGUAGCCUGACUUAUAAGAUGGUUGUCUUUUCAUCAUAUUUUGUAAAUAAAUAACGCAUUUUUUAUUUAUUUGCAAUGGGUCAUAAACGAUGUGUU
Molecule: messenger RNA, 1767 nt
Organism: Pectinophora gossypiella (pink bollworm)
Lineage: Eukaryota; Metazoa; Arthropoda; Insecta; Lepidoptera; Gelechiidae
Product: neuromedin-U receptor 1-like
Exons: 4
Coding region: 1139-1438 (99 amino acids)
Biological process (GO): G protein-coupled receptor signaling pathway
Cellular component (GO): membrane
Molecular function (GO): G protein-coupled receptor activity
Source: RefSeq, a predicted model, not a curated record